Molecule: messenger RNA, 4069 nt
Organism: Opisthorchis viverrini
Lineage: Eukaryota; Metazoa; Platyhelminthes; Trematoda; Opisthorchiida; Opisthorchiidae
Exons: 26
Coding region: 1-3954 (1317 amino acids)
Biological process (GO): protein polyubiquitination; protein folding; proteolysis
Cellular component (GO): catalytic step 2 spliceosome
Molecular function (GO): cysteine-type endopeptidase activity; peptidyl-prolyl cis-trans isomerase activity; ubiquitin-ubiquitin ligase activity
Source: RefSeq, a predicted model, not a curated record
AUGGGGAAGAAGCAACAUCAGAAGGACAAGAUUUAUGUGACGUGCACGGAAUGGAGUACUCUCUACGGGGGUAGACGCGCCUCCACAGAGGAUAGAAGACGCUUUAAGCGUCUGCCAUUCCACUGCUGCAGUAUCACCUUUCAACCCUUCAAAAACCCCUAUUGCACCAGGGAGGGGAUCAUUUUCGACCUUGAAAACAUUCUACCUUUUGUUCGGAAACACGGAAUCAAUCCUGUCACAGGAAAGAAAAUGAAAGCUGGAGAACUGAUUAAACUUACGUUUCACCGGAAUUCCGAUGGGAAGUUUCAUUGUCCUGUAACCUUCAAGGUUUUCAAUGAGAACACACACAUUGUGGCAAUCAAGGUCACGGGCAACGUCUACUGUUAUGAGGCCGUCGAACGUCUAAAUGUGAAAGCAAACAAUUACUUUGAUUUGUUGAGCUCGGAUCCGUUUACCAAGGAAGAUAUAAUUACGCUCCAGGAUCCGCAAAACCUGGACAAAUUCAACAUCUCUGCCUUCUACCAUGUUCAACAUAAGGAAGAAGAAAAAAAUGAUGGGAAUGUCGUGGUCAUACGUCAGCUAAAUCAAGAAACCAAGGAGACACUUGCUGAACUUCCGAAAGAUCUCAAAGUUCCAGACUACAUGUGGUCAAACAAGCCGAAAUCCGAUGGUGAUCAAAAGAAACGGGAUGUUUUCAAUACGGCCACGUACUCUACAGGUAAAGCGGCUGCUUCGUUGACUUCGACAGUUAUGGAACCAGUGACCAAAGUUGAACCUGCUGUUUUGGAGGACGAUGUUGUGCGCUACAAAUACGUGACCAAAAAAGGCUACGUCAGUCUGGUGACCACGCAUGGUCGACUUAAUUUGGAGUUGCAUUGUGAUCUGGUGCCCAAAACGUGCGAGAACUUCAUCCGACACUGUGCAUCCGGCUAUUACAACGAAACUAUUUUCCAUAGAUUGAUUCGCUACUUCAUUAUCCAGGGAGGUGAUCCUAGUGGGACUGGUUUCGGUGGGGAAUCGAUUUGGAACAAACCGUUUGCUGAUGAGUUUCUACCCAAUCUGGGUCACGAUGCACGUGGCAUCUUGUCAAUGGCAAAUUCGGGGCCUAAUACUAAUCAAUCACAAUUCUUCAUCACCUUUAGGAAAUGCAAACAUCUGGAUAAAAAGCACACGGUUUUUGGAAAAGUUGUCGGUGGCAUGGAGACUCUUAACAAAGUCGAAAUGUUAGAAACAGACAAAGAUGAUCGGCCUUUGGAAGAAAUUCAAAUUUUGAACUGCGAAGUUUUCGUGGACCCUUUCAAGGAUGUCGAAGAAAUGCUGGCCAAAGAGAGGGCUCGAGGGAUCGAAUCGGAAAAACAGGAACCCAGCCCAUCUGAAAAGUUGUCCCGACCCAAACCAGGAAACCGACGAGAGGAAGAAGCUCUCGAAGCAGAGGAUCGUGCUCGUCGGCACAACCUACCUGAUACGUCCAAAGUUUUUCACGAAGGUAUCGGAAAAUUUAUCAAUAUAUCCGCUCUCGAGGAGGAGACGAAGCAGUCGCUCAAAAGAGAGUCUUCAGUGAACUCGCCCGCCCCAAUCACUUUCAUCAAGCCAGUGAAAGCAAAUGUUGGAGUAAAUAACGCCAAUCUACCCGAUGCGUUCUUCAUUGAGCUUGACUGCUAUUCAACUAUCCAGGCAGAAAAGUCUGUGUUGGAGCGUCUAAUCAACUAUCGCUAUCCACAGGCUCGAAUAAAACGAACAUUCACCAAGUCAUUCCUGUUUAGCCAUUCGUACUUCGGCGAAGUUUUAUUCAGUGACAGUCGUGAAUUUCUGUGUUCUAUCGCUCAAAAAGAUGCCCAUCUUACCCCACUGACUAUCUUACAGUUAUGUAUGGAUUUAUCAGAAUGGGAAGUGGUAAAUUCGCUAGUGGAUAAAUUUCUCUUGGACUUCCACACUUAUCCCCUAACUUACGAGAAUGGGCUUGGACUGACGUGCAAAUUUCAGUGUGUUGUGCUGGGGAAACCGAAGCCUUUGUUCUACUGGUGUUUUCAUAGCCGUCGGAAGGCUAAUAAACAUGUACAUAUUGAGUCAAGAGGAAUACUGCACCAUGCUUGGUUACAUCUGACCGCAUGCAAUGAUGAAGAUGAUGGGGAAUAUUACUGCUGCGUCCUCAAUAGUCAGGCUCUGGGAACCUACUACCGGACAACAUCAAGCUAUUUGAAAGUAGAGGACCCAAAUUUUCUGUCACCUGAUCCCAUUUUCUGUUGUCAACCACCGGAAGUUGCUUCACACUGUUUGGGGCUAAGGGCCUCUAGCAAACUAGCUCUCCUGAUUGGAAACGCAAAGUUCGAUGAGUUUCCAAAUCUCAAUGACAACACGAGCAUUCUCCACCAGUUGGCCCGUGGUCUUGCAAAAUAUCAUUACCAGGUUCUGGUUCUUCAAGACCUGAGUGCCGAUGAAAUACUUCGAGCUGUGGCACUCUACGAGAAUUUUCUCAACAGUGGGGCUUAUGGUUUCUUUUAUAUUGGGUCCCAUGGAAUUCGAAUCAACGGACAGGAUUAUGCUGUAGCUACCAAUGCAAAGAUUUCUACUCUGAAGAACUUCGCCAACAGUCCAUCUGCCAGUAUGGACGGAUUUAUCAGUAUUGACGCAAUCAGUUGCCGUUUUCAAGCUCGAAAUCCCAGUCUGAACGUGAUGGUUAUCGACACAUGUCGGGCGGGGAUAGACAACGAGUACGGCGCUUCCAGGAGUCCCAUCGCAGAAUUUGUCCAAGUUGUCCAGUCCAACCUGUUCCGGCUUUACGCAUGUCAAGCAAACCAAGUGGCCUACGAGGCAAAAGUUCUGCCUCCGCCAAAAACCCAUCCCGCAUGCGAUUGGCCAGAACGUCGGACUGCUUGCCGGUCUAGCAUAAAGGCGAGUUCUGAUUGGCCGAAAGUCCGUACCCAACAGCCAAUCAUGGUCCAGUAUCCACCGGAUGCUAGUUACCAACGCUGCAUUCAGAAGUCGUCAGAAUUUUCAGAAUGCUGUUGGCGCACACACCUUAUAAUGAGGCAUUGUGUGUUUUUGACCUGGCUCUGGAUGUUAAUACACGUAUCCGUAUUAUCAAAAGUGCUGAAAGAUUGCAUCAAUCUGCAUGCAACACAAACAGUUACAAACUUUCUAUCCACGGUGCAUCGGCAGUUUGUGGAGACGUUGAAGAAGUACAGAGAAAUCCUAGACGCUGAGAAGCUUACAGCAACAGCAUCAAGUGAUGCUUUGGGCUUUUUGAGCCAGGAACUGGAUCUCCAACUUCCGCAAGAACCUCGUGAGAUACACAUUACAACUCUCGCGGGGAACUCAACUACACCACAUGGUUACGGUGAUACUUUCGCAGAAUAUGACAGCGCAAUGCAUCGCAGUUUAUCCGAUCCCACUUUGCCUCCAGUCCCAUGUAGAUAUUCUUUAUCAAAAUCUAAUCUGUGGGAUUUUUGUUUAUGGAGGAACGUUUCAACAACAAUGAACAGUCUGUCGACAAGUUUAAAUAUGCGGAUGGAAGAAAACACAAUCACUCCGAACAGAGAGGAGCCAGGUAUGGCAGCACGCAAAUGGGUGACCCUACGUACUUCGGUUCACAAUCGUCUGGAUGUGGCAAUCAGGACAGAUCCACUGAGUCUUACACCCAGAGCCUAUUUCGACCUGAACGAACUUAGACGGUGUUGGGAGUCGUGUGAUGUGCAAGCGGAUCCAGUUCGAGGAAAUCAACAUCCUCUCCUGGUCGAUCAUCAUUCAACGGUCACCAUUACAAAAAUCCAACGUCUACAGGUUCGCCACAAGGGCAACGAUCGACUGGUACUCCAACUGCACAAACCUUGUCAACAAUCGUUACAAAUGCCCACAAUGUCAACCAGAUCAUGCCACUGCAGUGUUAUUCCCAUCACCAUCGACUGUCCACCAAUUGUCAACCUUUGGUCAAUUGAUAUAGGUAGUGAAAGCUGAGCCAUUGUUUCAUACUUGUGAGAGAACAAUACCAUUAUGGCCCUCUUGGAAUUGAAAAAAAGUAUCACGCCCAAUAAACCUGUGUCAUGAGCACCAUAUCCGUUAUUUCAAAAUC